Malaclemys terrapin pileata is the source of this 3621-nucleotide messenger RNA. RefSeq names its product CDAN1 interacting nuclease 1 (gene CDIN1). The record is from RefSeq and is a predicted model, not a curated record. Gene Ontology annotation, cellular component: cytoplasm; nucleus. The coding region runs from base 154 to 1005 and encodes 283 amino acids. The transcript is spliced from 11 exons. Lineage: Eukaryota; Metazoa; Chordata; Testudines; Emydidae. Gene Ontology annotation, biological process: erythrocyte differentiation.
GUGCGCUCGCGCGGGGCGUCACAGCCUUGCUGCGGCUGGAGCGCCAUUCUCUUCUUUCUCCAUCCCCUAGGAUUAGAGCGGGCGCCCCUCCCCCCCCCCUUUGGCUGCUGCAGCCCCUGCGUUGUGUGAGUGGGAAGCUCCUGAGGGCGAGACAUGAAGCUGAGCAAAGCCCAGUAUGAUGAAAUAGCCCAGUUCCUGGGGCACGUGCAGCCCACCAGACAGAGCCUGAGGAAGCUGAAGGAGAGAUUUCCUAGUCAAUCGCAGUCCACUCUGCUGAGCAUCUUCUCCCAGGAGUACCAGAAACAAAUCAAAAGAACACAUGCAAAGCAUCACACUGCUGAGGCUAUUGAAACUUACUACCAAAGGUACCUGAGUGGGGUGAUGAAAAAUGCAGCUGCCCCUGUACUACUGGAGCUAGCCAAUGAGGUGGACUUUGCACCAUCAUUGAUGGCUCGAAUUGUGCUAGAAAGAUUUCUACAAGAGCAAGAGGGAACUAUCCCUUCCAAGACUCUUAUAAAUAGUAUGCUGCGGGACCCUUCUCAGAUUCCAGAUGGAGUUCUAGCAAAUCAGAUCUAUCAGUGUACUGUGAAUGACUGUUGUUAUGGACCACUGGUGGACUGCAUCAAACAUGCUAUUGGGCAUGAGCAUGAAGUCCUGCUGCGAGAAAUGCUGCUGGAGAAAAAUCUCUCUUUCUUAGCUGAAGAACAGCUUCGUGCAAAGGGUUAUGACAAAACACCAGAUUUUAUUUUAGAAGUGCCGGUAGCUGUUGAAGGACAUAUAAUUCACUGGAUUGAAAGCAAAGCUUCAUUUGGUGAUGAAUGUAGUCACCAGGCCUAUCUGCACGACCAGUUCUGGAGCUACUGGAAUAGAUUUGGUCCUGGAUUAGUCAUCUAUUGGUAUGGAUUUAUUGAGGAGUUGGACUGCCAUCGUGAACGUGGUAUCCUGCUAAAAGACUGCUUUCCUACUGAUAUUGUAACUCUGCGACACAGCAUGGCUCAACACUGAUGUUGGAAGAGAAAUUGGGAGGAAGAGGUGAAUCCGGAAGCAAUUUUACUUUCCUGCAGUGUAAACUACUGGCAACAUCUGCCCUGAACUUCAGCUGAACUCCUGCUGCCUGUGAUCACACUACUACCUCUUUAGACAAACAUAUCAAGAGUUUCUGUUUUGCCUCAGCCCUCUGCUGUUGUGAGCGGCCAAAAACUACAGACACAACCCACUCAUUAUCAGCAGUUCUGUCUCUGUCAAACAGUUAGUUUAUAGAUAGUCAUAAUCUUUCUUCCUUCCGGAUGGCUUCUCCUUAAAUACUGAACAAAAGAAAAAAUGUGGAGGCUGAAAGGUGUGACUUUCAAUUCUCCUCCCUGUGUUGUGGAGUCAUCUUAAAGAAAGUGCUUUCUGUUAUCUCUCACAUAACUUUGUUUAAUAUUAAAGAUCUGUCUCAAACACACACACAAGCCAGGAAAUUUGGUUAAGGCUGAAACUCCCCACUUAACACUCAAAUUGUGCCUACUUAGUGCAAUUCAUUUGGUAAAAGAGGAUCACAUCAUCUUUAAUGCCUUGUUUGCACUCUGAAUUUCCUGGUUUUUGCAGCAUUAUGCCAGACAGCUACUAUUAUUCUAAUAUAAUGAUUGGUGUAUGAAUUUCCUCAUUUUUAUGUUUGCUUAAAAACAAAAGAAUCUGACAUUCAAAUUUUUAAAAAUAUUUUUCCUAAAAAAAGGUCAGCAUUUAUCUUGUAUAUAUAUUUGGGAAAUUUUGUAGUGCAUAUUAAUGUGUACUUUUUAAAGUAUUAAAAAUAAUUGAUAAAGCACAUUGUUCUCUUUCAGCAGUUUUGGCAUAUCCUAGAAAUCUCUACUGAUGGAUCAUUUCCUUGGUUGAUUUUAAGCAAAUAAUUUGUGUAGAUCUCUGUAGGCCUCAUGAUGUGCAGUUUUCUGGCAUGUGAAAUCCAAAAGGACCAUGUAUGAAACUUUGUACCUGGUUGAUCUAUUCUGACAGUAUCAGUCUGGUGUGCAAGGAGAGAACCAAAAGGUAAACACUGCUUCCUACUGGAUUUGUUGGAUGGGGAAUUCAUCUAAAUAAGCACACCAUCUCGUGAGUGCUAUUGUUACCUAUUCUCUUCUUCCUGAUGGAACUGCCAAGGCUGGAAGAGAUGGUGGUGGGCUUCCACCAUUAUUGUGAGGGCUCCUUUCUCGUCUUCUUUCUACACUCAUCACCCCAGGAAAGAGGGCCAUUGUUCAGCCUAACUUCUGCUCUCACAGCUAAAAGAUGGUCAGACAAGACAUAUCUCUUUGGGCUGGUAGCCUUUUUAAGAACCUUUCCUUGCUAACAGUCAGCCAGGGAAAAAUAAAAAUGUUGAGGAAGCUGAUAGAAACACCACAAAUGCUCAACAUCUCUUCUCUAACCAAUCAUGAGAGCCAAAGUGAUAGACUUCAUCUUGGGAAGGGAAUUUGAUAAGAAGAGUCAUAAAAACUACCGCUCCCAAAGGGAAAUUCCUCUCAGAAUAGGAAGUUGAGUUGCAUACUCAGCUUCUCUUGAGUAACAGAAGCUCUCAGGACCUCAACAGAGAAGCUGUUUGGGGAUCUUAAUAUUUUGAAAUUGUGCACAAAUUUUAAAAGUAAAAAAUGCAAAGAAAGCAUAUGAAACCACUUUUUAAACUUUAAAACAACCACACAGCUUAUUUUAGAAGAAACUUUCAAAUCUCGCUUUUAUACUGAACUUGUGCCAAGUUUUAGCCUGGAUUUUAUUUAUACAGCCAAUUUAGAAAUCCCCCUUUUUUUUCCCCUCUAGGAAAAAAUAGGUGUAAUAGUAUUGAUACUUCCUUUGCUGUAGAGGCAAGAGUACACUAGAGUUUCCACAAUACCAUGAGUUACCUACAUGACAAACAUUAUCUUACUGUUUCUGAAUGUUACUUUAGAAAUACCAAUUUUCAAUCAAUCCUUUUUUCCCCAAACAUCGGUAACUCGUUUAUGUUUCAACUAUUACACUUACUUCAUUUUUACCUGAUAGGCUUUGAGUCUGCACAUAAAGAUAGGCAGAAGCAAUCUGCAGAGUGUACCUCCCUAAGGCUACACAGAAGCAACAUUUAGGGUGCAACUACCCCUGGGACUUAUAACUCUGGUUUAGGUUAGUGGCAUGUGUAAAAUCAAGAAUAGAAAAAAAAGAAAGUAAUAAUCAACCAUUGUUCCACUAGAAACUCAAAGCAAUAACUGCCUACAUGAAGUAGGUUUUAAGGGCAAAACUGAAUCUGUUUUAGCUAAUGUCUAUGCAUUGUAUUGUAUGAAAUCAUUUCAAACAGUCUUUACAAGAUGCCCUGUGCUACUUUUUCUUUUUGAAUAAAUUAAAUUUAUCUACACAGAUGUUGACAAUUCUGUUCAGCCCUCAUUGAAUCUUUAAUUUGUUUAAUAUAAAAACAAAUAUAACAAUGUUGAGGGUGCACAAAUAAAAGUAAGGUUAUGCUUGUACAGUAUUUGUGUAUUUAUUCCCCUACCUGUUGCUGCAGUAUAACGGCUUGAAAGGCAAUAUUGGUGUCCUUAAUCAAAGCUUUGACCAUUCCUUUAUAUAGUGACCCCUUUAAAAUCUGUGUAUUUAAAUAGGGAUGAAAUAAGUAGUAAAAAUGUAUGCACUCUA